UGUAUGUCUGUCAUUUCUGAGAUGAAGCCAAUCUCCCCGACGCGUCGUACCUUCAACAGCCUGAUAAAGACUGAUAGCCAGGGGCUAUCGACAACCUUUCAAUUGGAGGUCCCACCGAGAUCGGGAGGUCAACCCAUUUGCGGUCACCCGGAAAAUACCCACCCAUUCCAGGCCGGAGAUCGUAUUGUGGUGAAAAACAGCUGACAAGAAACAAGAAAUAGCAGGAUUUCGCCUAUGGACCAGAAACUACGGUUGUAGCAGUAACCAGAACAGCAGUCCUCACUGAACAUAGUUCCAUCUGGAUCCAUGCUGCCAGAGCGAAGCUGGUCGAGAAAGCCCUGACCUCGAACAGGACAAUCAAGGAAAGGGGGUAUUAACGGGGGGUAGAAAACCCUGACCCUGAAGAAGA
Molecule: messenger RNA, 409 nt
Organism: Staurois parvus
Lineage: Eukaryota; Metazoa; Chordata; Amphibia; Anura; Ranidae
Source: the annotation of a GenBank genome assembly